This is a messenger RNA of Tuber aestivum (summer truffle), 391 nucleotides long. Lineage: Eukaryota; Fungi; Ascomycota; Pezizomycetes; Pezizales; Tuberaceae. The record is from the annotation of a GenBank genome assembly.
CAACCAUCACACCGUUAUGGCGCAGGGAUGAGAGUGGUCAUACAAUUUGCAAUGCGUGCGGUGAGUUAUAAUUAUUUCAGCUCAGCCAAUCCUCCCGUGUGGUUUUCUUAUCAGAUCGUACGAUGCGAAUUGCGAGAGGCGUUUAAUAUUCACGAUUAGCCGAAGGCAGUAAAGUGGUCUUCCUGUUCAUGUCGUGUCACCCCUAACCCUUGAUCUGAUUUGAUUUCGAUUGAUAAUCACAUCACUCUGCACCGUAAUCGGGUUAAUCAGAUAUGCUUUUCCGAGGCAUUUUUAUCUUAUUUUAAACCCCCCUGUGCUUUUGUAUUUCUGUUAUACUUGAUUAGUGCGACCUUUCCUUUUUUUUUUUUCGCUUCUCGUAUUUAUUGCUUUU